Pseudomassariella vexata is the source of this 1864-nucleotide messenger RNA. RefSeq lists its product as uncharacterized. The coding region runs from base 236 to 1549 and encodes 437 amino acids. Gene Ontology annotation, molecular function: methyltransferase activity. The transcript is spliced from 3 exons. The record is from RefSeq and is a predicted model, not a curated record. Lineage: Eukaryota; Fungi; Ascomycota; Sordariomycetes; Amphisphaeriales; Pseudomassariaceae.
CGGCACUUGAUUCAAAUCCCCAGAGACACUGCCAAGGGGACAGGUAGGGGUUGAGGAACGGCCUGUAUUAGUCACACCAAAUAAUCCUCAUAUUACGUGAUAUCGGUAAUACUGUCUUAGGAAGACCGUAUAAGCGUGCAUUUAACAUCCGGUCAUCUCUACAGCAUACAUUACCUCAAAAAGACACGGGCUGAUAAUUACCCUCAAUACUUGUACGUGGAUUUGAUUUGUUACCAUGGAUAACUUCACCCAGCUCGAAAGCCACAGCAACGAACUUGCGCGGGCUGUGAGGAGUCUUGCCAGCUACUGUCGAGGCGCUGAUGUCCAGCAAAGUGUCGCUGACCAGUUACUGAUCGACUCCGAAGCCCACAAAGAAGUGCAUCGAGCGAAAAGAAGCAUUUGCGCCAACGUUGCGAGGAUCAAGACGUUAAUGUGUGGGCCAACGGACUUCCUUGAACAUCUGGCUAGUCAGGUUGCAAUCCUCGCUUGCCUGGGAUGGCUAGGGGAGUUCCAGAUUCUGGCCUGUAUACCCCUGACCGGGAGCGUCCCCAUCCAGGAUGUAGCGGACCUGUCAAGUGUUCCCGAGCCGCAGCUAUGCCGCAUCAUCCGACUGACAGCGACGGUGGGCUUCCUGGACGAGCCGCAGAUGGGGCAUGUAGCCCACACACCCUUGUCAGCUUCCUUUGUCGAGAAUCCUUCAUUCCUCGAUGCGGGGAUGUUUCUUGCUGAAUUUGCUACCCCGGCAGCGCUGCAAAUGGCGCCAUCCACCCAGCGGUUCGGGGACUCAUGCCGGCCCAAUGAGAGCGCCUAUAACCUGGCUUUCAACACAACGAAACCUUUCCACACGGCACGCAAGGAAAGGCCCAAGCUGAGUCGCCAGUGGUCUGCUUAUCUACACUAUGCCGGAGGACUGCAUGCAGCUGACAACGUUGCCGACAUUCUCACACAGCUCAAUUGGUCCAACAUCAGCAAUGCGUGCAUAGUCGAGAUGGGGGGCCACUCAACCUCGACGGCUGAAAAUCUGGCGCGUCUGUAUCCAACCCUUCACUUCGUCGUGCAGAUGAGCGAAUCUCCAACGCCCACGCCGGACGUCAGUGGCGGGGAGAUGGACAGUUCUCGCAUCACGGUGACCAAUCGUGCCCCGGGCACCCGGCAGACAGCCACUAAUGCAGCCGUCUACAUCCUCCACCUUGCGUCAUCCCCGGCUAGCGUCAUCCUUGCCGAGCUGCGGAUCCAUCUUGGUAUACUCCGUGCCAGCAGUGGCAUCAUGCUUAUUUUUACGUCGCGGCUGCUCCCAGAACCCGGGUGCGUGUCCCUCCCGGGCGCCGAUACUAGCGCGCGCGCGCGCGAUCUCGCCCUGCUGCAGCUGGCCAAUGAGGGCGAGAUGGAGAUGGUCGAGCUGCUCGACAUGAUCGACUCGGUCUGCGAUAGCUCAGGAAAGCUGGUCGUAAUCAACAAGUUGCGCUCACCCAGUAGCCUGGUGGCCGCUCUUGUCGUCAAGUACCAGGUGUGCGUCGCCGACCGCGGAGUGGAGCCGCGUCCGGUGUAGGCAAGCCAAUCUGCCCGUGUGAACAUGGCCGGGCAGUCGCUAUCAGUUAUCAUAAAACACGAAAUAUGGUUCGGCCGCUGACGUUGGAUCAUGUCGGGCGAACAUUCAUUCCGCGUGAGAUAUUUGGAAGAACCACCGGAGUGUUGACUCGGAUGGUCGGUCGCAGGUGGGCAGAGGACCCACUCGGACGGUCGACCGGGGAUCCGCAGGGAGGCACCGCUCGGGAGAACCAUUUGGAGGUUCAUAUGAGUCAGACAGCUACUAUAGUACAUUAAUAACAAGGUGUUUAUCGGUGGGUCGGAGCGUACACUGGAG